This is a messenger RNA of Symbiodinium necroappetens, 990 nucleotides long. NCBI's taxonomy places the organism in Eukaryota, Dinophyceae, Suessiales, Symbiodiniaceae. The record is from the annotation of a GenBank genome assembly.
GAUGUGGCAGAGAACAGAGCAGAGUAUCGGUCUAUGUGCUUCGCAACUCCGGGCUUGAGCGAGCACAUCGGCGGAGUGAUCCUCCACUGGGAGACGCUGUUUCAACGAGAUGCACAGGGCAAAGCCAUAGUGGACAUCAUCAAGGACAAUGGCAUGAUUCCUGGUAUCAAGGUGGACAAGGGCUACAACAAGAAGGGCAUCUGGGGAACUCCGGUUGGCCCUUUAGGACACCCGGAGGUGGCCACUGUGGGCUUGGAUGACCUACAGCAAAGAUGCCACCAGGCCUAUGAGCAGGGCGCCCGCUUUGCCAAGUGGCGCAACGUGCUGCAGUUGGACCCAGCGAAGCACAUGCCCACAGAGCUGGCGAUCGCAGAUUGUGUGCAUACCCUGGCGCGCUAUGCCUCGAUCUCUCAGAGCGAAGGCUUGGUACCCAUUGUGGAGCCGGAAAUCGUACCCAAUGGCGAUCAUGACAUCCACUACUGCGCCCGAAUGACCGAGAAGGUUUUGGCUGCACAGUUCAAGGCCCUGGCAGACCACCACAUCUAUUUGGAGGGUGCUGUCUUGAAGCCCAACAUGGUGAAGAAUGGCCUCGGUGGCCCAAAAGCCACGGCUGAGACCAUUGCCACUUUGUCAGUCCAAACUUUGCUGCGCACUGUGCCUGCCUCCAUGCCUGGAAUCUUCUUCUUGUCGGGCGAGUCAGCUCGGAAUGAAGACAACGAGGAAGAGGCAACCAUCAACUUGAGCACCAUGAACAAGUUGUUUCCCAAGUUGCCAUGGCACCUCUCCUUCUCCUAUGGCAAAGCUUUGCAGAGGACGUGUAUUGUCACGUGGCUAGGCAAGGCCGAGAACAAGGACGCCGCUCAAAAGGCUUUGAAGGCACGGGCCAAUGCGAACUCUGAUGCUUGCUUUGGCAAAUACACGCCCGGCAGUUGUAAGAGCCUUGGACCUGAGGAAGGAGCAAGCAGCAAAGUGGCUUCUGAACCUUACUGA